Messenger RNA from Panicum virgatum (switchgrass), 2649 nucleotides. Its product is annotated as probable WRKY transcription factor 63. The record is from RefSeq and is a predicted model, not a curated record. The coding region runs from base 1549 to 2367 and encodes 272 amino acids. Gene Ontology annotation, biological process: regulation of DNA-templated transcription. The transcript is spliced from 4 exons. Gene Ontology annotation, molecular function: DNA-binding transcription factor activity; sequence-specific DNA binding. Lineage: Eukaryota; Viridiplantae; Streptophyta; Magnoliopsida; Poales; Poaceae.
CCAAUUCCUGUAUCCAUGGCAUCAAGAUGUCAGAGUGGAUUUGCCGUGUAUUAAGCUGUUGGAUGAACCUGUGGUUUCAGCAUGUUGUGCUGUUUGUCUAGUAGUCAUACUGUAUUAACCGAAAUGUUUAAGCAUAAUUAUAAAAUGACUUGAUAAACCCUGCGCUCCGUAGUGACCUGCAGUGGAAGAACUAGGCCAGCUUGUGUAAACGCGAUACCGUAUGAACUAGGCUAGGUGUCAUCUCAUCUGGAGUAUAUUCUACUACAUUAGGCUAGGUGUCAUCUCAUCUGGAGUAUAUUCUACUACAUUUCUACGGGUUUUUUAUCUAUGUAUCAUUAAAAAAGAUGGUAUUUACUCAUGUACCACUAAAAAGUUUGUUCGCACUUCUAUACCAUCAUGUAAAUUUUCUUUGCUCUGUAUAACAUUCUGUUCACCUUCCGUUAGGAUUUAACGAGCACUGACAGGUGGGACUGGACGUGUAAAUUGACCAUCUUGCCUUUUGCACUUGCAGUUACACCCACCGCCGCCCACAGCGACGCUCUCCGGCGUACGCCGCCCGCCAAGGACACCAAGCCCAGCCGUCCCGCGAGGACUCCGGCCGCCGGGGCCUCAACUCUGUGUUGCGGGCGCGGGGCAGGGCGACUCCGGCCGCCGCGGGCGCUCAGGAUCGAGGACAACAGAGCGCUCUUCGGGACAGCGAGGUUUUUCAAGGGGGGAUGGAUCAGACCAAAACUCUGAAGAAGAUUGUAUAGACGAUGGAAAAUAACGGUGCUGAUGUAUAUAAGCUCAAUGAGCUAAAAAACAGUACUGGUGUAUACCACCCGUAAAUAAAAUAUUCCAUUCGAUUAAUCAGUGGCCAAGGUUGUACAGUACAGACGAUGGAAAAAAACGGCAAAGACCUGUUUGAAGUUCUGGCACAUGCCGACAUCAAUUCUAGCUUAGGCUUACCAGUUGUACUUAAUCUGGUUGUAACGGGCAGGUGUGAACUUUCGAUAUAGAUAAUCCACCACCCAGUUUUUUGUCCACCAGCAACCUCUCGUCUGAACAUAAAGCAGUGCAAUGAGGGUAUAUCCACCUCUAUUGUGUUUCUAAAUCAAGUAUCAGUGAAACUAGUAUAUAUGUGCAUCUUAUUAGUCACUGCCUAAGGUUUUAUAGACGCUGAAGUGUUGAACACUAAUGACAUCGACUGGUUUGAAGCUCUCAUGGCACAGUGAUUUAUCAACAGUGAACUAAUAAUAACCAAUUCACACGCCCAUGGCACACAUCUAGCUCGUGUAAGUAAUAGAUAGAGAAGUCUGAACCCUCACCUUGUACAUUUGAACUUUCUUUCUAACUGCACAUGUAGGAUUGCUAGUUGCUAGCUUAUAUUCAUGCAAGUUGGUAGGGUCCAUGCAUUCUCGCGGCUCUCCUAUAUAUACACACGCAAACUAAGUUGAUCCUACUCAGUUACUCAUCCCCUAACAAUAAUCCAUCUGCCUAGAUAACAACUUCUCACAAAAUUGAGCGAACAAGUAAGCAGCAAUAUAGGCUGCCAAUAGUGGUAGAGGCAUGAAGCUUCAUACCAGGUAUCUUCCCCAAUCUUCAUCAACUUGUGCUGAUGAAUUCGAACAUUUUGCCUGUGACCACCAGCCGGCGAUCAAUGAGAUUGUCAAAGUGCAAUCACUUGUUGCCCAGCUACAGGCCAUCGUUCUGCCGGCAUGUGAAAUGAUGGCCGACCUUCGGUCGGAACUCGUCUCCCAGCUGUUUGGCAACCUUCAAGAUUGCACAAGUAAGGCGAUAUCAGAGCUGCAGACUCACCACAGAGCGCAAAUGAUCGAUAUAGACAGGAGGAGGUUAGCAGCGAAUAUUUCUGAUUGCAAGAAGGUUUGUGCAAAGAAGAAAUCUAGGAUAAACAGUAGGUAUGGUGACUCAACAUCAUAUAUGACGCCUGUUCCACACUAUGAUGGCCACCAAUGGAGGAAAUAUGGGCAGAAGACCAUUAAAAACUCAAAGCACCAAAGGUGUUACUAUAGGUGCGCAUACAAGCAUGAGCAGAAUUGCAUGGCAACCAAGACCGUGCAGCAACAGGAACACAACACCACUGAAUCUGUGAUGUACACAGUUGUCUACUAUAGCCACCACACUUGCAAGGCCAACACCGAUCCUGCUCCGCCCCAUAUCAUUGAGACGAGUACUCCCCAAAGUGCAAUGAUGAGUUCGGAUAGCAUUAUUGGAUCACAGGAAAUAGUGUCUCCACAUACUGGAUCUCACAAAAUACUAGAGAAUGAGCUUGCUACACUACAAUGGACAGAAGAUAUGCAGGAGUUGCUCGAGAAACUCGCAGAUGUGCCACUGGAUUCAGACAUCUGGGAAAUGGUUCAAUUCUAAGGUCACGUUGAAGGUCAUAUUAGGUGCUUGCUGGAUCAACUGAAUUGCAACUAAAAUUAGUACCUUAAUUUUUGUGGCUCUUAGUUUAUAUAGUAUUCCAAUAAUCGAAGUCCUGAUGUGAUGGUUGCUAGAUUAAAAUAUUUGGAAUUAUUGGGUUUAAAUAACCUCUUUACUUUAGAAACUACAUGGCAUGUGUAUAUGUAUGAAGGAAUGCAUGGACAUCUAUUCACGAAAGGUUGUCUUUUCUCGGAAGGACACCUAUUAGUGAAACGAAACAUUGAG